AUUUGUUCGAGAUUCAAUCCAAAGAUUUUUGAGGGAGGUCUGAUAAAUUCUUUUUUUAAUUGGCUUGUGUGUGUGGAAACCAGCAGCAAUGGAUAUUAAGGCAUUUUUGGAGUCACCAACCCAAAAGGGAUUGGAGGUGGUGAAAAAGGAUGAUCUGAUAAAGAUUGCUACAAGGCUAAACCUUACAGAAGUAAAGCAGUCUAUGAGAAAGGCAGAUAUUCAGAGAUUGAUAGCUGGCCAUUAUGUGGAAAAGAAGGUGUUUGAGAAGGAAGUGUUAAAACAGUUUCCUGGCAGUGAAAUAGCAAUUUCUGAGGCACAGGUGCAGCUGGCAAAGAUAGAAGCUGAACGAGAACAAACCCAGUUAAAGAUAGAGGCUGAACGAGAGCAAAAGAGAUUAGAGGCCGAACGAGAACAAAAUAAAUUAGAGGCCGAACGAGAGGAAAAGAGAUUAGAGGCCGAACAAAAGAAAUUAGAGACUGAACAAAAGCUAACUCAGAUGAAGAUAGAGGCUGAUCUAGCAAUGAAGCAGAUGGAAUUGAAGAGGAUGGAGCUGGAUAGUGAGGAGAAGGAGAAACAGAGGCAGCAUGAGUUACAAAUGAAGCGUAGGAGUUCGGAAUCUGAUUCUGAUGAUGGUUUUUCAGCCAGCAGGGAGGUUCGAUUAGUCCCUCCGUUUGAAGAAGAUCAGGUUGAUCAGUAUUUCCAACAUUUUGAAAAGGUUGCUGUGAGUUCAAACUGGCCAAGGAAAGGAUGGGCUCUUAUGGUACAGAGUGUGAUUAAAGGUAAAGCUCAAAAAAGCUUAUUCUGCUUUGUCUGUUGAGGAUGCAGCUGAUUAUACCAAGGUAAAACAAGCUAUAUUGAAGGCCUAUGAAUUGGUCCCUGAGGCUUAUAGACAAAAAUUCAGAGACUUGAGGAAAUCUGCAGAUCAGACUUAUAUGGAAUUUGCCAAUGGAAAGAGAAUAUGUUUUGAACGAUGGUGCCUGGCU
Messenger RNA from Pristis pectinata (smalltooth sawfish), 983 nucleotides. RefSeq lists its product as uncharacterized. Bases 89 to 817 code for a protein of 242 amino acids. NCBI's taxonomy places the organism in Eukaryota, Metazoa, Chordata, Chondrichthyes, Rhinopristiformes, Pristidae. The record is from RefSeq and is a predicted model, not a curated record. The transcript has 2 exons.